AAUAUACAUAAAAUACAUAUUUUAUAUUUUAUAAGAUUUAGAUGUUAAUUUUUUUAUUGUGAUAAUUUUUAAAUAAAUGCCAAAUAUAAACAAAAAAACGUCGACGCCUUUUCAAUAGGCUUUAACAAAACUUUCACAUUUUGAGAAAAAAAGAAAAGCUUUUUUCUUCCUUAGGCACUGGAAAAUUGGUCUUCUACUCAAAAUUCAUCUGUUGAGAUCAGUCAAUAUCGAACUCUCCAUUCAUGCAUUUCUGUGUGGAACGAACGCGAAACACGGAAAAUUUUGUUUACGGCGAGCAUUGCAUGGGACGCGUUGACACGUUGUUGUGAUAUUUGUUUGUGUUUUCCCACUGUCGGCAAAGCUAAAAAUAGUUUUUUUUUAUUUAGAAAACAUUUAAAAACGGAGACUGUGAAAUGCUUUAAAAAACUAACACAUAUUUGUUGUUAUUGUGGAAAAAUGUUUCGGGAAUUCGUGUUUUUAGUGUUAUUAACAAUUUUAUUUGUUUUAUAUCCGAUUAAAGGACAACGAGAUAAUUACAAUUAUGGUGGUGUAGCAUUGCAGCCCGGUGGCCGUAUACCCAUUGGUCUCAUUACGGAUCUCAAUUCGGAAGUAUUACGUUACACCUUUGAGAAUGCCACAAAUAUUAUCAAUGCCGAGUUGACAACACAAUUGGAAGUUCGCCAUGCCGAAAUAAAUUAUGGUAAUUCAAUGCAAGGUGUUGAUCGUCUGUGUCGUAUGAUGGAGGGUGGCAUUGGUGGUGUGUUUGGUCCUUCGGCCCUAUCAACUGGUUUGCAUUUAAUGAACGUGUGUGACAGCAAAGAUGUUCCCUACAUCCUAUCGCAUAUGAGUGAGGCAAAUGAAGGUUUCAAUCUACAUCCACAUCCGGCGGAUAUUGCCCAAGCUUUACAUGCUGUCAUAUCGGCAUUUGAGUGGAGUCGUUAUAUUUUUCUCUAUGAGAACGCUGCCUACCUCAGCAUUUUAAAUGCCCUAAUGGAAAUCUAUGGCAGCAAUGGUCCGGUUAUAUCGGUUCUGCGUUACGAUUUAAAUUUAAAUGGUAAUUAUAAAUCGGUUUUGAGACGAGUACGAAAAUCUGUGGACAGUCGCUUGGUGGUGGUGGGUUCCUCCCAAUCGGUGGCAGAGGUUUUAAAACAGGCCCAACAAGUUGGUAUCAUGAAUGAAGACUAUACCUAUAUUAUUGGUAACCUGGAUUUUCACACCUUCGAUUUGGAAGAAUACAAAUACAGUGAUGCAAAUAUAACGGGAUUUCGUAUGUUUUCGGCCGAAAAGCCUGAAGUUCAAAAUCUAAUGCGUGAAAUGGGCUAUUUACAAAAGAUGUCAGACGAUGAACGUUACAAUGAGAUCGAUCGAAUCGAGUCGACAGAAAUUGAUCCAGAUGAUAUAGAAUUGCAAGAUCGUAUUCGUCUCAGGGAAAUUGAUAAUGAAAUAAUAAGAAAUGGUUCCUGUCCCAUAACCCUGGAAAUGGCAUUACUUUAUGAUGCUGUUAUUGCCUUUGCUGAGACCACCAAAAAUAUGCAAUAUAUUCCCCAGCCACUUGAUUGUAAACUGGAAGCGGAUAAUGUACAGGAGGAUGGUUCAACAUUCAAAAAUUACAUGCGAUCGCUGGAUUUUGAGAGAAACACCCUUACGGGACGAAUAUUCUUUGAUGGUUUCCGAAGAAAGGGCUAUAAAUUGGAUGUUAUAGAACUGCAACCAACCGGCCUGGUAAAGGUGGGCGUUUGGGAAGAAAAUAAAAAUUUCACUUUCGAAAGACCGCCACAACAAAGACAGACCAUUUUGCUUGAUGAUAACUCGAUGGUGAAUAAAACCUAUGUGGUUUUGAUAUCAGUACCGAAUCCUCCCUACGCCAGCUUGGUGGAAUCACACAAAAAGUUAAAUGGCAACAACAUGUAUCAGGGAUAUGGCGUGGAUUUAAUCAAGGAAUUGGCAGAGAUUUUAGGUUUUAAUUUCACGCUGAGAAAUGGUGGUUCGGACUAUGGCUCAUUUAAUAAGACCACAAAUACAACAACGGGAAUGUUGAAACAAAUUAUCGAUGGGGAAGCUGAUUUGGCCAUUACUGAUUUGACAAUUACAUCUGAGCGGGAAGAGGUUGUCGAUUUUACAAUACCAUUUAUGAAUACUGGCAUUGCAAUUUUAUAUUUAAAACCCCAGAAAAGCGAACCGACCACCUUCUCUUUCAUGGACCCCUUUUCAAAACAAGUUUGGAAAUAUUUGGGCAUAUCAUUCCUAUCGGUUUCCCUGUGUUUCUUUAUAUUGGGUCGCCUCUCACCCACAGAGUGGGAUAAUCCUUAUCCGUGCAUAGAAGAACCCGAAGAAUUGGAAAAUCAAUUUACCAUCAACAGUGCUCUGUGGUUUACAACCGGUGCCUUUUUGCAGCAGGGCUCGGAAAUCGCACCCAAAGCUCUCUCCACCCGUACCGUAGCUGCUAUCUGGUGUUUCUUUACCCUUAUUAUCGUAUCUUCAUACACGGCUAAUUUAGCCGCUUUCUUGACCAUUGAAAACCCAACUACCGUUUUGGAAAAUGUCAAAGAUUUGGCUGAGAAUAAGGGCGGUGUGCAGUAUGGUGCCAAAAAGAAUGGUGCAACACGGAAUUUCUUUGCGACCUCAUCGGAACCCACCUACAUGAAAAUGCAUGAAUAUAUGUCGGCCAAUCCAGACUUGUUGACAAUGAGUAAUCAAGAAGGUGUCGACAAAGUAACGGCUAGUGAUGUUAAAAGUGGAACCACCUAUGCAUUUCUAAUGGAAUCUACGUCUAUUGAAUAUAACACUGUGAGAAAUUGCAAACUACAAAAAGUGGGUGAACCACUGGAUGAAAAGGGCUAUGGAAUUGCCAUGAAGAAAAAUUGGCCCUAUCGUGAUAAGUUCAACAACGCCCUAUUGGAAUUGCAAGAGCAGGGGGUUUUGGCCAAACUCAAGAAGAAAUGGUGGAAUGAAAUGGGAGCCAGUGUGUGUACGUCCAAAUCAGAUAGCGGUUCCGCAAAUCCAUUGGCCGUCAACAAUUUGGAAGGUAUUUACUAUGUAUUGAUUGUUGGUUCCGGCAUUUCCAUAGUUUAUGGCAUUGUUUGUUGGCUCUGCCAUGUCUGGAGAAUGGCUCGUACCUACGAUGUCCCCUAUCGCUAUGCGUUUUGGGAAGAAUUAAAGACUGUCGUUGAUGUCCGAAACAACGAGCGGGCAUUGAAGGGUGCUGCAUCGGUGUAUUCGCGUAGUCGUAAUUCAUCAUUGGAAUCAAUUGAAUCAUUUACCACCGAUUCCGAUGAGGAUGGUAGUGGUAGCAGCAUGAGCGAAGGUGAGGAGGAAGGAAGUGCGGACAUUAAAACAAAAACAUAUAUAUCCCAAUACCAACAAAAAAGAUCUAAAGAAAUAAUGUUUUCUAAUACGAUUUUCUGGUUCAUUGGCCCAAUUUUGGUUUUUUCGACAACAAUAAAUGCCCAGUAUGGAUACAAUCUCCGCUAUGGGGAUGUUGUCGAUGACAGUGGGAACAGCAACAACAUGAUGUACUCGUCAAAUAAAAUAAGCCUAGGUCUACUAACCGAUCGGGAACCCGAAAAAAUGGGCUUAGUUGUCGAUGUUGCAAUUGAAAAUGCCAAUGCUGUGUAUGGAACUCAGCUUGAGGUGACAACGGAUACCAUACCCUUCGGAAACUCGUUUUUGGGCUAUAACACCUUGUGUGGAAUGAUGGAGAAUGGCAUUGGUGCUGUUAUCGGACCCUCAUCUCGACAUACCGCCUUCCAUCUAAUGUCCAUUUGUGAUGCCAAAGAUAUACCCUAUUUCUAUUCCUUUAUGGGCGAUGCUGCUGAAGCUUUCAAUUUAUACCCCAGCUCCGAGGAUAUUGGCAAAGCCAUAUAUGCUUUGGUGACAGCUUUCGAAUGGAAUAAUUUUAUAUUUCUCUAUGAAUCAUCAGAAUAUUUGAAUAUUUUGAAUGCUCUUAUGGCUGAAUUUGUACCAAGUGAAGCACCCAUUAUAACGGUGCUACGUUACGAUAUCGGUUACGAUGGCAAUUAUAAGGAUGUUUUGAGGAGAAUUCGAAAAUCACCCGAUAAGCAAAUUGUUGUAGUUGGUUCAACCGAAACAAUGCCGGAAUUUCUAAAACAGGCACAACAAGUUGGCAUCAUCAAUGAGGAUUUCAAAUAUAUUAUUGGUAAUUUGGAUUUUCAUUCAUUCGAUUUGGAAGAGUUCAAAUACAGUGAAUCGAAUAUAACCAGUCUGCGCAUGUUUUCACCCGACAAUGCAAUUGUUCAGCAAAUCAUGGCAAAAUUGGAAUAUCCAACAAUAAAGGAUGGAUUUCAAAAUGGUUCCUGUCCCAUAACCAUGGAAAUGGCUUUGACCUAUGAUGCCAUACAAUUAUUUGCCGAGACCACAAGACACAUUCCUCUCAAUCCGGAGCCGGUUAAGUGUUCCGAACAUAGUGAUAGUGUAGCAACGGAUGGUUCUACAUUUAAGAAUUUUAUGAGAUCUAUGAAAAUGGAUGCAAAUACCAUAACCGGAGAAAUAUAUUUCGAUGGCAAUGUUCGUAAAGGCUUCACCUUCGAUGUUGUCGAACUGCAACCAUCGGGCGUCGUGAAGGUGGGAACAUGGAACGAAGAUGAUGGUUACAGUAGUCAACGUCUGGCGCCGACAACAGCACUCUACGAUUCAAAUGACAACUCUUUGGCGAAUAAAACAUUUUUGAUUUUGUUGUCCGUGCCGAAUAAACCAUAUGCCAGUAUUGUUGAGUCCCACAAGAAAUUGGUGGGCAAUAAUCAGUACGAAGGAUAUGCAGUCGAUUUGAUUAAAUUCCUCUCAGCAAAACUGGGUUUCAAUUACACUUUCAUACCCAGUGGCAAUGAUUAUGGUACCUAUAUAAAGGAAACUAAUACCUCCACCGGUAUGCUGAAGGAAAUCAUGGAGGGUCGAGCCGAUUUGGCAAUAUCAGAUUUGACCAUUACCUCAGAAAGACAGGAGGCCAUUGAUUUCACGACACCAUUUAUGAAUUUAGGAAUUUCAAUUCUCUUCACCAAACCCCAAAAGGAUACCUCAUCCAUAUUCUCUUUUAUGGACCCCUUUAACAAUGAUGUUUGGCAAGCUUUGGGUUUAUCCUUUAUUGGUGUCUCUCUGUCGUUCUUCAUAUUAGGCCGUUUGGCUCCAUCCGAAUGGGACAACCCCUGCCCAUGCAUAGAAGAGCCCACGGAAUUGGAAAAUCAAUUUACUUUAAGUAAUUCAAUAUGGUUUACAACCGGCGCCCUGUUGCAGCAAGGCUCGGAUAUUGCACCAAAGGCUCUAUCUGUUAGAACUGUGGCAUCCAUAUGGUGGUUUUUUACACUGAUUAUGGUCUCAUCAUACACCGCCAAUUUGGCUGCUUUCUUGACUGUGGAAACACCAAAGGUCCUAAUUGAAAAUGUUAAAGAUUUGGCGGCAAACAAAGAAGGUGUGGUUUAUGGGGCAAAGCGCACAGGAUCUACAAGGAACUUCUUUUCGACCUCCACCGAUCCAACGUAUAAGAUUAUGAACGAUUUCUUAACGAAAAAUCCCCAUCUGCUGACGGAAACCAAUCAGGAAGGUGUCGAAAAUGUUAAAAAGAAUAAUCGUUAUGCCUUUCUAAUGGAAUCCACAUCAAUUGAAUAUAACACAAUGCGGGAGUGUAAUCUUGCCAAGGUGGGCCAGACAUUGGAUGAAAAAGGCUAUGGCAUAGCUAUGAGAAAGAACUGGGCCUAUAGAGAUAAUUUCAACCAUGCCCUCUUAGAGCUACAGGAACAAGGUGAACUGGAAAAGCUCAAGAGAAAGUGGUGGAGGGAAAUGGGAGCCAACUUAUGUUCGACCAAACAAGAACAAGCGGAUGCAGCCCCGUUGAAUAUGGAAAAUUUGGGUGGCAUUUAUAUUGUUCUCAUUGUGGGCAGUGUUAUGGCAAUGAUACAUGGCAUAAUAAGUUGGAUACUCUUUGUGGUACGCAAAGCACGAAGUCAUAAGGUGCCCUUAAAAGCUGCCUUUAUAGAAGAAUUCAAAUUUGUUUUGUCAUUCACCACAUAUACACGUGACUUGAAAUCAUCCAAUUCCAUUUAUUCACCAAGUCGUAAUUCAUCCUGUACCAUCGAAUCGCUGGAAGGUGAUAAUUCAAUUGAAAUGAAUUAAACGAGUACACAUUUACUUUCAUAUGAGAGAUUAUAAGCUGGAAAAAUGUAUUUUUUAUUUCUUUUUUGUUUAAAAACGUGUCGAAAAUUUGGAAUGUUAACAAUUUUAGUUGUUGUUUUUUUUUAUAAUGCACAAAAAUACAAUAAGUUGAAAUGCUUAAAAAUAUAUAUAAUAUUCGAAUAAAAAAUAAAUAAUACUGCUGAAAUGAGAUUGCAAUAAAUAACAAUUUUGAAGAAAAAUAA
Musca domestica (house fly) is the source of this 6365-nucleotide messenger RNA. RefSeq lists its product as uncharacterized. Gene Ontology annotation, molecular function: transmitter-gated monoatomic ion channel activity involved in regulation of postsynaptic membrane potential; glutamate-gated receptor activity. The record is from RefSeq and is a predicted model, not a curated record. The coding region runs from base 457 to 6123 and encodes 1888 amino acids. Gene Ontology annotation, biological process: synaptic transmission, glutamatergic; modulation of chemical synaptic transmission; monoatomic ion transport. Gene Ontology annotation, cellular component: postsynaptic membrane; plasma membrane. NCBI's taxonomy places the organism in Eukaryota, Metazoa, Arthropoda, Insecta, Diptera, Muscidae. The transcript is spliced from 29 exons.